Apis florea (little honeybee) is the source of this 2153-nucleotide messenger RNA. RefSeq names its product multiple inositol polyphosphate phosphatase 1. Gene Ontology annotation, molecular function: inositol phosphate phosphatase activity; acid phosphatase activity. The record is from RefSeq and is a predicted model, not a curated record. Lineage: Eukaryota; Metazoa; Arthropoda; Insecta; Hymenoptera; Apidae.
GAGCGGAGCAACGUGUUUCGUCAUCGACGGUCUGGUUGAAUCGUACACGGUUGGAGGCCGGUCGAGUCGAGUCGAACGCGAGUGGAACGCCACGGAAAUAGUACACAGACUGCGUCGAUGAUCGUUUGUCGUGCUAUUACGCAAGCGGUCGUUCUCGGUCUGGGCUUGGUUCAGGUGUAUGCGGGGAUUCCUCGUGGCGCCGUUCGUCUGGCGCACUAUUCGCCCCUCACACGCGCCAGUCGGCCAUGUUCGUGAACUAGCCGAUGACAGAUACGAGAUCUGGCACACUCGAGAAACCUCCUAUGGCAUCCGCGGAAUUCGUCGAGCGCGCAAGGUAAUGAAAUCAAAUUUUAAUUGAACUUGUUUCGAGGUUAUACAGCUUUCGAGAUUAUACUCUGAGGUAUGCUUAGUUUAUUGGUGUACGACAAUGCUUAAGUGCGGUUUUAACAUCACGUUUAUCUUGCGUACAGGAAAUUUAAGAUGCGUACUAAAUACAAUAAAAUAUUCUAUAAGAUAAUAAUUGAAGUAUAUAAGAAAUUCAAUAGCAUUGAGACCUGAAGGUAUUGAUAGGCUCCUUCCUAUAAAAGAGGAGAACGCGCGCUUAAGUCGUUCAAUCGUAGAAGAUACAAUAUAGGUUCCUUCAAGAAAAUAAAUAUGUCGAAUGUAAAAAUCAUCGCGAUAUUAAUCGCAGUUCUUUGUUUGACAAAUCAUUUAGUUUUAAGCGAUUAUUGUUACACCGAUGAUACAGAUCCCUUUAUGCAUUUCGGUUCAUACACACGUAAUCAUAUUGUUCGUGGUGCAAUAACUAAUCCUCACUUGCCAAACUGCAAACUUCUCCAAAUCUGGAUGUUGACUAGACAUUCAAUCAUCAAUAAUACCAAAUAUUGGUCGUCUCAUGUGCACGAACUCUUGCAAAAAUAUCACAACAAUAUCUCCGAGAACUAUGACCUAGGCGGAGUUCAUUUGUGUGCAAAGGACAUUGAAAAGCUGAGACAGUGGAAAAAAUAUGAAUUUCUAGAUGAUGAUAAUCUUAAGCAGUUGAUACAGCAAGAUAAACAGGACAUGUUUUCUCUUGGUAUACGAUUUAAAAAUUAUUUCCCGAAUUUUUUUGAAUAUAAAUCAGUUAAAGCGUUAAAACACCAAUAUCUUUUUAGGGGAAUCCAACAAUUCGGAAUAAAAAAUAGCGUAAAUAGCUUUAUAAAUGGUCUGUUUGGUAAUGUGACGUUCGACAUAAAAAUAAAGAAGAAAGAUAAUUUAUUGCAAUUUCAUAAGAUUUAUAAGCCAUUUUUAAAACACAAGAGUGCAUCACAAUUGAAAGAAUUUCAAAAAUAUAUAAAAUCUGCAGAAUGGAAUGAAAUGCUUCGAAGUAUUAGUGAUCGACUCGGUUUCUCGUCACCGCUUCCUUUUAGCACUAUCAAAUCCUUUUAUCGUACUUGCACGUUCGAGACUAUUUAUUACGGGUCAUCUCCCUGGUGCGCCGUUUUUAGAAAAGAGGAUCUCGAAAAGAUUCAAUACAGCGAAGAUUUGAUGUCUUAUUAUCACUCGGGUUAUGGUCAAAACAUGAGACAAAUGAUUGGAUGUCCAAUGGUAAAGGACCUGUACAAUCAUUUUCGAAAUUUCGAGGAUGGAUACGGCGUAGACGAGCCGAAAGGUAUUUUUUACUUUGCUGAUAUUACCGCGAUUCAACUUUUGUUAUCAACAAUUGGUGCUGCCAAAGAUCCAGAACCAUUGUUAGCUAAAAAUUUCAUCCAAGCGAGAAACAGGAAAUGGUAUCAGGCUCACUUGACGCCGCUCUCUGCGAAUCUAGUGAUUAUGCUGUUUAAAUGUAGUAAAGAAUACAAGGUGAACUUGUACUUAAAUGAAAAACCGUUAGAUAUCGAUUGUUGCGAGCACGGCAUAUGCGAUUGGAAUUUUCUGAGGAACAAACUGGAAGAAACUGUGUUCAACUGUAAAGCGGACAUAUGUCAUGAUUAAUGUACAUGUUAAAUCCUGUUUUAAUAGAUAUAGUAUUUAAUAAUCUAGCAAAAGAUAAGAAUAAAGAUAAGAUAAUAGUGAGGAUAGUAUAUACUUUUGUUAAAAGUUGCGUAGAAGAAAUGACAAUAUGAUAACCUGAACGUGUAUGUUGAAAUCAAUAAAGCUGAUAUGAAGAAUAC